AUUGGGAAGCUACGUCAGUGGCUGUGAAAUGAGAGGGAGUUUGUGACUGAAGAAAAGCAUUGCAAUUUAAGUGAAACGUGACAUGUUGCUUGAUUUAAAACAACAAUUCCAACUAUCAUCUGAGAUAUAAUUCGGUAGAUUGCACCGAAUUUGAAAAUAUUUUCGGGGAAAGACCGUUCUGUUUUGCCCUACUUACUCUGGUGGCAGUUAGCAUAACUAGCCAGCCCCAUUGUUGUUUAUUGUGUUGAGUGGUCAAGAACGCUCGGAUGCGUUUCAUUAUUUUGUUAGCUAUGAUGCUAACUACCGACCAAAUUGGCCAUUGAUUUGCAACCUGCACAUUUUUGAGUACCAUAAAUAAACAAUAAUUUCAGUAAGUUCCUACCAAAAAAAAUCAUGCCGGAGAUUAAACUCAAACACGUCGUGUCCUGUAGCAGUGAAGACAACACUCACAAAGCAGAAAAUCUCCUAAGUUCGGACACCUACAGAAAGUGGAAAGCAGCGAAACCUGGGGAGAAACAAACCUCCGUCAUACUACAGUUUGAGAAGGAGGAGCAGGUGCACAGUAUAGAUAUCGGAAAUGAAGGAUCUGCUUUCAUCGAGGUUCUUGUGGGUCACUCCACCUCCGUCAAAGACCAAGACUAUCAGGUUCUGCUGGUCACCUCCUCCUUCAUGUCUCCCACUGAGAGUCGCGGCGGCACCAACACUAACCGUGUCCGGCUGUUCGGACCCAACCAGCUGGUCAAGGCCACUGCACAGGAGAAGUGGGACCGGGUCAAAAUCGUCUGCAGCCAACCCUACAGCAAGACCAUUGCGUAUGGAAUUGCCUUCGUGAAGUUCCACUCCCCCCCAGACAACAGUGACCCGCCCGCAGCCACGCCGCCGAAGCUGACGAAGCUGGGCCAGUUCCGUGUGAAGGAGGAGCCUCCGAGCUCCGCCCCCCCUCUGCAGCCCGGCAGCCUGUUCUUCAACAGAGAGGGCGCCUCCAAACCGAGCCCCGCGCACAGAGCCUCUCCUCAGAGUGAGAAGCUCAGCUACGCUGCCGCAGCCCUCCAGUCUGGAGCUGCCCCCAGCUCCGCCCACAGCACGUCAGCCACGCCCCCUACGCAGGCUGCGGUGAAGAGGAAGUUUGAGUUCAGUAAGGAACGCCUGUCAGCUCCGGCCCCUCCCCCGUCCAAGAAAGCCAGUCCCAUGGGCUCUCCGGAACCAGGCGACGGCACCCCCAAAACCAAACCCAGGCCCGCUUCCGCAAGCACCCCCAGCCCCAGCACAGUCAAAGCUCCUGCUGCAGCCGCGGCUCAGAAGACUCCGGAGAGGAAGAGGGAGAGCCUGCCCAAAUCGGAGCCCAAACCCAAAGCCAAACCCAAAGCCAAAGCCAAAUCACCAGAGCCGGUGCCGUUCAACCGCAUCCUGGAGGGGGUGGUGGUGGUGCUCAGCGGCUUCCAGAACCCCUUCCGGGGGGAGCUGCGGGACAAGGCCCUGGCCCUGGGGGCCCGGUACCGACCCGACUGGACCCCAGACUCCACCCACCUCAUCUGUGCGUUUGCCAACACGCCCAAGUACAGCCAGGUGAAGGCGGCGGGGGGAACCAUCGUGAGGAAGGAGUGGGUUCUGGACUGCCACAAGAGGAAGCAGAAGAUCUCACACAAACGAUACCUGAUGGACGGGGCGGAGUCCAGCUCAGAGGGGAGCGAGGCAGAGGAGGAGGAACAGAGCGAAGAGGAAAGGGAGAAAGGGAAAGGGAAAGCUCAAAAGGAGGUUAAGCAAGCCACGCCCAAAAAGCUUCCGGUGAAGAGAGAAGAGGGAGAUGAGGAGGACGAGUUUGGGGGCUCCACGGACGUGGAAGAAGCAGGGAACGACGACUCUGGGAUGGACACCGAGGACGAGCUGAAGAGGGCGGAGAGCGAGAGCCGGCGGAGGAGAGGGCCGGAGGGCGCGGGCGGGGGGGCCGGGGGGGCCAGCGAGGACCCCUACGCCGGGUCGACGGACGAGAACACCGACGCAGAGGCCGAAGAGGACAAACCCAUCCCCGACCUUCCAGACUUCCUGACUGGAAAACGUUUCUUCCUGUACGGCAAGUUCCCCCCGAGCGAGAGGAGGCUGUUGCUGCGGUACAUCGUCGCGUUCAACGGCUCUGUGGAAGACUAUAUGAGUGAGAAGGUCCAGUUUGUCAUCACCAGCGAAGGGUGGCACGACUCCUUUGAGGAUGCCCUGAUGGAGAACGGCGGUCUGAGUUUUGUGAAGCCCAGCUGGAUAUUCUCCAUUAACGAGCGUCAGAAGAUGCUGCCGUACCAGCCUUACACCGUGGUCCCCUGAGCGCCCGGGCCUAGGACCCAGGAUCAGCGGAGCAAGCCCCCGCCCCGCGCCCACCAACCCCCCAGCCAUUUAGGGGGUAGGGGGAGGGGUUGUUCCUAAGCUGGUCCAGAACUCUUGCUUUGGGGUAACAUUCAACUUCAAAGGGUUUUGGGGCUUCCAAGUUCCCAGCUAGGCCACUCACUGCUGAGGCAAACGACUUUACCCAGAAUGCACCAGUAACCCAACCACCUCCUCCCUCCCCCACCACCCCCCCCCCUAGCAAAUGACUUGUGACUGCAGACUGAUGCCGUUUGACUAAUUGGCAAUAAUUCCACCCACACACACACACACACACAGUGCAGACUCAUUACGUGGCCAUCCACACCCUGCUUUUCCUCAUUGGCUGUAUUCUGCUGUCGCCGUGGAAACGGACAGAGACGGUGGUAGUAGUGGCUGGCGGGUUUUACAUGGUGGAGGCCGAAAUGUAACCUGCUAAAUCAGGCUUUGGGUUCAACCUGUUCUAACGUGUUUAAGCUCGAUCAGCACAGCCUGCCUUGAGUUGUCUUGAGUCAUCCACUUCGCAAAUAAUCAGUCUUAACAGUGCCUAUGUUCCGUUUCUGUGCGUAUUUAUGCAGCUCAAUUGAAAGCUGCAGCGUUCUCUUUUCCUUUCUUUCCGAAUGUAAAUGAUAGGGCGGUCAUCAGUGAAAUAAAUGUAGCAUCUCAAUUCUAGCUGUGUAUCACACCAGAAAACAACUCUUCAGGCAAUUGCUGCUUUUCCAGUGGCAUUUGAACUCCGGUCUGUUGAGAUCACAUUAAUGGAUCAUAUGUCUGCAGUUUUGACACAAGCCAUUAUUCCACAAAUAAUCUUAGUGAGUAUAUGAUUUUGUGAUGCACAGAAAAUUAGUGGCACCACAAAAAACGAAUAAUUUGCGUUGAAAAUUGAUUAUCCAGGUCAAUUAAGUCUUUGACAGUAUGAAGAUCAAUGGAAACGGGCUAAGAGCGUUCUGUGUCAGGGUUGCAGUCAAUUCACUUCCUGUUCAGAAAGUGAAUUUGAAUUGAAUUCACAAAUUGAUAAAUGGACGUGCCUCUCUAUGAGGAUUUUUCCCCCGGCUCGCAGGCACUGGCGCCGUGGG
Molecule: messenger RNA, 3425 nt
Organism: Anguilla anguilla (European eel)
Lineage: Eukaryota; Metazoa; Chordata; Actinopteri; Anguilliformes; Anguillidae
Gene: xrcc1
Product: X-ray repair complementing defective repair in Chinese hamster cells 1
Exons: 17
Coding region: 394-2313 (639 amino acids)
Biological process (GO): double-strand break repair via nonhomologous end joining; base-excision repair; single strand break repair
Cellular component (GO): nucleus
Molecular function (GO): damaged DNA binding
Source: RefSeq, a predicted model, not a curated record